UAACUUUGUCAAAAUCAAACUUUAAUGUUUUUGUUUUCCAUAAUUACUCCGCUGUCGUUUUACCAAUAUUAUAUUAUGGGCGAAUUUCGUGGUUUCCUCCUUAUCUGAAUUUCGUUUCUCUCAACUUUAUCAGAAACACGGUAGUAGGAAUGGCAAGGAGCUACUUCAAACAAGAACAUGAUCUUGAGAAGAGAAGAGCUGAGGCCGCUAGGAUUAGGGAGAAAUACCCAGAUAGGAUCCCGGUAAUUGUGGAGAAGGCUGAAAGAAGUGACAUCCCAAGUAUUGACAAGAAGAAGUACCUUGUUCCUGCUGACUUGACUGUUGGACAGUUUGUAUACGUGAUCCGCAAAAGGAUUAAAUUAAGUGCAGAAAAGGCAAUCUUCAUAUUUGUGGACAACGUCCUUCCUCCUACAGGAGCAAUUAUGUCUGCCAUAUAUGAUGAGAAGAAGGACGAGGAUGGGUUUCUCUAUGUUACGUACAGCGGCGAGAACACCUUUGGGGAUCUGAUUUCCAUUCAGUAGCCACUAUAAUAAACUUCCACCGUAUGAUAUGGUGUCAUUGGUCUGUCUGAUAAAUUCCUCACAGUACUCGUGUCAAGAACAUUACUCUCAAUGUUUUGUACAGUUGUAUAUAAAUUCCGUGAACUUGAUCAAUAUUAAAAGUUCCCUCAUUCAGUCUUUCAA
Cajanus cajan (pigeon pea) is the source of this 683-nucleotide messenger RNA. RefSeq names its product autophagy-related protein 8f. The record is from RefSeq and is a predicted model, not a curated record. Lineage: Eukaryota; Viridiplantae; Streptophyta; Magnoliopsida; Fabales; Fabaceae.